CGACUCAAAGCAGAGAAGGUCCUCUCAACGUGCCUGUGGUCUAUUUGAGCUUAGUUUAGGCUGGCAUGCUAGGGAGUGAGGACUUGGGAAAGAGAGGAAGAGGGACGCCGUUUCCCCCUCAGAGAUCGCCCUGUAGUGGUGGGUGCUGUCCUUGCAGGCAGGGGGUUCAGCCAUGGUGUUCCUAGCACAGAGACUUAUCCAGCCUGUAAGGGGCAUGUGCAGCUUUUCAGACUGCAAGUUCUGUUUCUUUCGGAAUUUGUCCAUCCAGCCUGUUCAGCAAAGGAAGAUUCCAAACCGGUACUUAGGUCAACCUAGCCCUUUCACACAUCCACAUCUUCUGAAACCAGGAGAAGUAACACCGGGGUUGUCGCAAGUGGAGUAUGCUCUUCGUAGGCACAAGUUGAUGGCUCAGAUACACAGAGAGGUGCCAGGCAUGGACCACACAGUGAUUCUGCUAUCCAAUCCUACCUACUACAUGAGCAAUGAUAUUCCAUACACCUUCCACCAGGACACUAACUUCCUGUAUUUGUGCGGGUUCCAGGAGCCCGACAGCAUCUUGGUGCUACAGACUGUGCCUGGCAAACCUUUGCCAUCCCACAAAGCUCUGCUGUUUGUCCCCCGGCGGGAUCCAAGCAGGGAGCUGUGGGAUGGACCGCGGUCUGGUACGGACGGGGCAGUGGCUCUCACGGGCGUGGAUGAAGCAUAUACCAUAGAAGAGUUUAGGCACCUGGUGGCUAAAUUGAAAGAUGAAUCUAGUAUGGUUUGGUAUGAUCUUGCUAAACCCGUGCAUCCACAACUCCAUUCCGAUUACUUGCUACACCUGGCAGAAGUCAAAGCUAGAAGCAAGAAUCGUAUACGAGCAAUCAGGCACUUAGUUCAAAACCUACGACUGGUUAAAUCUGCUGCAGAGAUUGAGAGAAUGAAGAUUGCUGGCAAGGUGACAUCACAGGCGUUUGUGGAGACAAUGUUUGCAAGCAAAGCUCCAGUGGAUGAAGCAUUUCUGUAUGCUAAGUUUGAAUUUGAGUGCCGGGCUCGUGGUGCUGAUAUUUUGGCUUAUCCUCCUGUGGUUGCAGGUGGCAACAGAUCCAACACCUUGCAUUAUGUGAAAAACAACCAGCUCAUCAAGGAUGGAGAAAUGGUUUUACUGGAUGGGGGAUGCGAAUACUCUUGUUAUGUAAGCGACAUCACCCGCACUUGGCCCAUCAAUGGCAGGUUCACAGGUCCCCAAGCAGAAUUGUACCAGGCUGUACUGGAAGUCCAGAAGUCCUGCCUGAGGCUGUGUUCUCCAGGUGUGAGCCUAGAGAACAUUUACAGUCUCAUGCUGACCCUUACUGGACAGAAGCUAAAAGAUUUGGGGAUCCUACAGAAAAGCACCACCGAGAACCACCUCUUCAAGGCUGUUCGGAAAUACUGCCCUCAUCAUGUGGGACAUUACCUGGGAAUGGAUGUUCAUGACACUCCCGAUGUAUCUCGAUCGAUCCCCCUCCAGCCAGGCAUGGUGAUCACCAUUGAGCCAGGCAUCUACAUCCCUGAGGAUGAUGUGAGUGCCCCUGAAAGUUUUCGUGGCAUUGGUAUACGCAUAGAAGAUGAUGUUGUAGUGACAGAGAACACACCAUUAAUCCUGUCUGCAGACUGCCCAAAGGAGAUCUAUGACAUUGAGCAGGUUUGUGUCUGCUGCCCUUGACUGUCCUUCACUGCCUUUGACACCUUGCUCAGGUACAGAUCAAGAAAUAUGCUCUCCCAAACAUUAUGUAGUCCUUUAUAGACUUUAUAGUGUAUUUAUAGGAUUUUUAGAGUGGUGCUGCUGGAAAAAUGUUACCUGCAGGGAAAUGUGUGUAAAUAUUCUUGGACAGCAUGAACAAAGUAUUUAAGUGGGGAAAAUGUAAGUUCCAUGACAAGUCAUCAUCUUUGAUGCAAAUGUUAAAGCAAAUCAGGCACAGAAGCUGGAUUUCAUAUCCCACCAUCUGGACUAUUUAUUGCCCCUGUGCAAAUCUUGUUUGUCACUUACAGUGAUAUAUUGAAUUUUGGCAUGGUUGUUCCUUAGUUUCUCAGAUUGGGUUGUGGGGGCAGAGCUGAAUUUCGGCUUCUGAUGAGAUUGCCCUUUGUUUUAAUUUCAAAAGCAGGAAAAGAGUGUUCUUUCCUUUUUUUCUCCCUUGCAAAAGGUGGUCUUUUGAAGGUAGCAGCGCAGAUGCUCCAGCUGAUGAAUAGAAAGCCAAAAGACAAAACCUUAACAUUUAAGUAACACUUUAGCUUUAGGAAAUGAUGUCAAAGUCAUUCUGUGAAUAACAACUCACAACCCAAUCCUAUGAAAAUGAGGUGUGCCUAAGAGCAUUGAUAUAGUGAGCUUAAGCAGACCUAACUUUUAGAUCAGUCAGUACAGGACAUACAAAUGACAGUUUUAGGUGUAUAGGCUACUUUGGUGGGCUUGCAUGUAGUUUCACUGAGGAAGUUUGCCAUGGGGUUUGGGUUACUUUUUUCUAUACAUUUUUUGCCUCCUUUUCCUUGGUUCUUUAAAGAGUCAAGGACAUUCUGGAACUGUUUGUAUUUAGGUGUAGAUAACCAAGUACAUAAUACGUGCAUUUUGCAUUCAUUAUCUUAGAACCUAACUUUCCUUCCCUGUUCACAGAAUGAGAUUUUCUGACUCCUUCUAUUUACAGCCCACUGAACCCUCCAAAAAUCUUCUCCUUAGGGUUGUGGAACUAUUGAGAAUGUUGUGGGUCAUGAUGCAGAGAGAGCUGCAUUGGGAGUGGGGGAUUUGCGGAAAUCUCAUCACCACCUUUAGAAUAUAAGCCAUGUGUAAGUUUCCUUGGCCAAAUACAGAGAGAUGGUGACCAGGAAAUGAUAAAUUCUCCACUUCCAUAUUUUUUCCUGAGAAAUGCAGCAAUUUAAAUGUGACUGCAUCAUUCUGAACUAAUGCAAGGUAUCAGUAUUUUGUAUUUGGGUAUUCAUACCCAAUGUAAGGCAGGAUGCGGUCCUUAGAUAAAUGUGAUUUUUUAAAAAGUUGUCUUGCCUGCACAAGAUCAAAAAAUGAAAACUAAUGUGAAUGAGAUUAAAGCAAAGUUUUGUUUUAGUUAGAUCAACAGAAAUCUUUUACAUUUGAAUGUAAAGGAGAAAAUGUUACAGAACUAUCCAGCAACCAGACUUUGUCUGUGUAGCACUUUUUGGAUCUCUGAAUGAGAUAUUUUAUAUUUGUAAAGAGUAUUAUUAUAAUAUAUAUAUUUAUAUAUACUGUACAGAAUAUUUUAUUCUGAUAUGAACA
Messenger RNA from Lacerta agilis (Sand lizard), 3259 nucleotides. RefSeq names its product X-prolyl aminopeptidase 3 (gene XPNPEP3). NCBI's taxonomy places the organism in Eukaryota, Metazoa, Chordata, Lepidosauria, Squamata, Lacertidae. Gene Ontology annotation, cellular component: mitochondrion. Gene Ontology annotation, molecular function: metalloaminopeptidase activity; manganese ion binding. The record is from RefSeq and is a predicted model, not a curated record. Bases 173 to 1684 code for a protein of 503 amino acids. The transcript has 10 exons.